AUGAUCCGGACAUACAAUACCUGCGCCCCAACAUCCUGUGUCGUGACUGUAUCGGACACCUUUCCCGUCACGGCAGCCAACAUCACGACCAAAACCGUCGUAGGAGCAUGCGAGGGCACGUCGACCCUGCCGGUCGAUCCGGAAGGGGACACGACUGUCAUUGUCACGAAGACGCCCACGGGAUGCGUCACUACGACAACGACGACGACGGGGCCGAAGGCGGGGACUAGGACGCUAUGGCCGAGUUCGCAUGGCGGCACGAUGACGGUCAUCGUCACCAAGACGACGAAGACGCACAGCAAGCCGCUCCACGUCUGCGGGCUCCUCCACGACGGCUACGUCCACGAAUACGUCGACGUCAGGCACGUCUACUUCAAUCACCACGCAAACGGCGACUACGUCAAGUACGUCCGCGACGACCACUACGCAGACCACACCGACGACAACAACAACGUCAUCGUCCACCUCAUCUACAUCCACUACGGCGACCACACCGACAACAUCGUCAUCAACUACCUCCACCUCAACUACAACAGAGACCACACCUACCACAUCAUCCUCAAGCACCUCAACAACUACCACUUCCACAACAAGCACAACCUCAACCACCGACACCAGCACCACCACGCCCACCACCAGUCCCACGACAACCUCAUCCUCCACAACCUCAUCCACAUCCACCACCACCACAUCCUCCACCUCCCCCACGCAAACAUGUCCCGACCUCGAAAACGGCAACUUCGGCGACACCACUGGCACCCUCGCCCCGUGACGGACCGCGCCCAGGUCUACCUCAACCAGCAGAUCCCCCGCUGCGGCGACCCCCCGCCCGUCGUCACCCUCACCAUCCGCUUCGACUACCAGUUCACCGGCGACUCCGAGGGCUGCAGCAUCGGCGCCGCCGUCAACCGCGACCCCAACAACCUCGUCACCGUCACCGACGAGGGCGUUACCCCCGGCGAGUGGCAGCAUUACGAGGGGCAGCCCAUCAUGGUCCAGUUGACGUAUGAUUCCCUCUUCACGCUGAAGCUCAUGUGCGACUCGGAUACGCCAAACAUGCCGGGCAUUCUCAUCACCGACAUCACAAUCUAUUAA
This is a messenger RNA of Purpureocillium takamizusanense, 1095 nucleotides long. RefSeq lists its product as uncharacterized. NCBI's taxonomy places the organism in Eukaryota, Fungi, Ascomycota, Sordariomycetes, Hypocreales, Ophiocordycipitaceae. The record is from RefSeq and is a predicted model, not a curated record. The transcript is spliced from 5 exons. The coding region runs from base 1 to 1095 and encodes 364 amino acids.